Messenger RNA from Polychytrium aggregatum, 1168 nucleotides. RefSeq lists its product as uncharacterized. The transcript has 5 exons. Gene Ontology annotation, biological process: positive regulation of DNA-templated transcription; regulation of transcription elongation by RNA polymerase II. Bases 22 to 1011 code for a protein of 329 amino acids. Gene Ontology annotation, cellular component: super elongation complex. The record is from RefSeq and is a predicted model, not a curated record. Gene Ontology annotation, molecular function: transcription elongation factor activity. NCBI's taxonomy places the organism in Eukaryota, Fungi, Chytridiomycota, Chytridiomycetes, Polychytriales.
UCUCCAUCUGUCUGCCCCCUCAUGAUGUCCCUUCCUGAGCCGUUUGUCGCCGAGAAGAAUUACACUGUGCGGAUCGGCGAGUCCUUCAAAUCCCCGGGCUCCGUUUCGUUCCACCAUCUCAAAUAUGCAGGUGCCCUGAGAGCAGGCUCUGGGCUGCCUCCUGAUGAGGUUGCGAUCGAGGCAAAAACGAGCAAGUUCUUUGUCAAGACACCGUCAGAACCGUCAAAGCCUGGUCCAACCUGGUUUGCAGGCUCGUCCAAGCACUCUGUGGAGCAAGAGUUUGUUCUCCUGUAUGACCCGGUGACAGAGACCUUUGUGCUGGAAAAGCUCGAUACCACCAUAUCGUCGUUCAAGGCUUCCAAGCCUCCGGCUGGCUGGACCGCAGCUGCAUCGAGAGAUACCGCAAGCAUCUCGGGCGCACAUGGCCUUCAGCUCCCCACGCUCGCCAACCGCGGGCCAGAGCUCACCCACAACGACCUCGUUCUGCCAAGCGCCGCCAUACCGGGUACAUCCGACGGACCCGGCGAUCGAGACAUCGGGGUCACAAAAGUCGAGGCCCCAGCCCUGGCAGAUACCCAUGAUGUCGACAACAGCCACGAUCCUACCUCCGAGGACGACUUUUUAGACGACAUCAUCGCGGACGCGAUCAGCCCAGGAGACAAUGGCGAUCACGAUAUGAGCUUCGCCGACGACACCAUCUUUGAUGAGUCGCUAGGCGACAAAGACCUUCGCGACUCUGAAGCGGCCAGGCUCUCCGAACCAGCGCAUGAUAUUCUGACCAUUUCCAGUCCUCAAGAUCGCCGGGAACCCCCCCAGUCGCUCACCGUUGCCCACACACUCCAGAGCAAGCCCAAAUCAGGCGAAAUACGCUCCCUGGUGAACUUGUUAAAAGCCAACGACGAAUCGGAGAGCAGCAGCGGCGAUAGCGACAGCAGCAGCGACAGCAGUGGCAGCAGCGGCAGCGGUAGCGAGGAUGGCGGAAGCAGCAGCAGCGACAAUGACAGCGAUUAGAGAUGAUGGUGCUCUGUUUCACAACUGCGAUAUAGGGUGUACCGAGCUUGUACUGAUCUUGUGGACAAUCAGACUCAUUCAUCACUCAAAUGCCCAUGUCAAAGCACAUAUCUGCGUCGCGAUGCCUUGGCGAUGGUGUGAGAACUUGGGCGUUCCU